This is a messenger RNA of Schizosaccharomyces octosporus yFS286, 2623 nucleotides long. RefSeq names its product phosphoribosylamine-glycine ligase. The transcript is spliced from 2 exons. Gene Ontology annotation, molecular function: metal ion binding; phosphoribosylformylglycinamidine cyclo-ligase activity; phosphoribosylamine-glycine ligase activity. Gene Ontology annotation, biological process: 'de novo' IMP biosynthetic process; adenine biosynthetic process. NCBI's taxonomy places the organism in Eukaryota, Fungi, Ascomycota, Schizosaccharomycetes, Schizosaccharomycetales, Schizosaccharomycetaceae. Gene Ontology annotation, cellular component: cytosol. Bases 144 to 2510 code for a protein of 788 amino acids. The record is from RefSeq and is a predicted model, not a curated record.
GCAUCUCGCUAUAUAUUAGAUGAGAUCGAUAUCUAAUAUCACCCUCUAGGCAAUUUAUUUUUGCUUUGAACAUUCAUCUCUCUAGGCUUUAAGCUUAGUAUUUCAAGCAACUUCUUUAGCUUGUACUUCAUACGGAUACCAACAUGGAACCAAUUGUGGCUCUUUUAAUCGGGAAUGGUGGACGCGAGCAUGCGCUAGCUUGGAAACUUGCUCGAUCCCCUCUUGUUUCAAAAAUCUACGUUGCACCUGGUACUGGCGGCACUGAGAGUAAAGGACCAGAAUGCAAGAUCGAGAAUGUAAACAUUGGAGUUUGUGAUUUCGAAAAGCUGGUCCAAUUUUCUUUGGAAAAGAAGGUUAACUUGGCUGUUCCUGGCCCCGAAUUGCCUCUAGUCCAGGGUAUUGAAACUCAUUUCCGUAAAGCCGGUAUUCCAUGCUUUGGCCCUUCCUUGUUGGCUGCUAGAAUGGAAGGUAGUAAAGUAUUCGCUAAAAACUUUAUGCACAGAAACAAUAUCCCAACUGCUGUUUACCGUAUAUUUAGCAACUACGACGAAGCCGUACAAUUCGUAAAUACUUGCUCUUUUGAUAUUGUCAUUAAAGCUGACGGUUUAGCCGGCGGAAAAGGUGUGAUUAUUCCCCAGACAAAGCAUGAAGCAACUACUGCUCUACGUGACAUCAUGUUGAAUGAAGACUUCGGUGCUGCCGGUAAAACUGUUGUUAUUGAAGAAUUGUUAGUCGGUGAAGAGCUAUCUAUUUUAACUUUCACAGAUGGCUACACCUGCCGGUCUCUCCCCCCGGCCCAAGAUCACAAGCGUGCUUUCGACGGCGACCUUGGUCCUAACACCGGUGGUAUGGGUGCUUAUGCACCUGCCCCUAUUGCUACUUCACAAUUGGUUAACCAAAUUCACUCUACCAUCAUCCAACCUACUGUCGAUGGCAUGCGCAUUGAAGGUUAUCCCUUAGUCGGUAUUCUUUUUACUGGCCUUAUGAUUACUCCUCAAGGUCCUCGCGUCUUGGAAUACAAUGUUCGUUUUGGUGAUCCUGAAACCCAAGCCGUUCUUCCAUUGUUAGACAGUGAUUUGGCUGAAAUUAUUGUUGCUGCUUUGGAACGCCGCUUGGAUUCUAUCGACAUUUCUGUAUCAGACAAGUUUAGUUGCGCUGUCGUAUGUGUAGCUGGUGGUUAUCCUGGUUCCUAUCCUAAGGGGGAUCCUAUUACUUUCUCAGAGACCUCAAAUGAGAAUGUUCAUAUUUUCCAUGCGGGAACUUCUCUUAAAAAUGGCCAAAUCGUUACUAAUGGUGGUCGUGUUCUUGCCGUAAAUGCAACCGGCGAAACCGUUGAAUCUGCUGUUAAAUUGGCUUACGAGGGUGUGAAAACUGUACAAUACAAAGAUAUGUUCUUCCGUAAGGAUAUUGCCCAUCAUGCUCUUAAACCCUCCAAUGCCUUCAAAGAAAGUUUAACUUACGAAACAGCUGGUGUUUCUGUCGACAAUGGAAAUCAAUUUGUUCAACGCAUCAAAGAAAUGGUCAAAUCUACUCGUCGUCCUGGUGCUGAUGCUGACAUCGGUGGCUUUGGAGGUGUUUUUGAUUUGAAGCGUGCCGGUUGGGAAGAUCCUCUGUUGGUCAGCGCUACCGAUGGUGUUGGUUCUAAGCUUUUAAUUGCAUUACAUACCAAUAAGCAUGAUACUGUUGGUAUUGAUUUGGUAGCAAUGAAUGUCAAUGACCUUGUCGUUCAAGGUGCCGAGCCACUUAUUUUCCUUGAUUACUUUGCAACUGGUAAAUUGGAUCUUGCGAUCUCCACCAGCUUUGUAAAGGGUGUCGUAAAUGGCUGCAAGCAGGCUGGCUGUGCUUUAGUCGGAGGAGAGACUUCUGAAAUGCCUGGUCUUUAUCACGAAGGACAUUAUGAUGCCAAUGGUACUUCGGUUGGUGCUGUUUCACGUCAGACAAUGUUGCCUAAUUACGAAGCAUUCCGUUCAGGAGAUGUUUUGCUUGGCUUGGCCUCUGAUGGUGUCCAUUCCAACGGCUACUCACUUGUGCGUCGAAUUGUUGAAGUUAGUGGCUUAGACUAUAAUUCCAAGUGUCCUUGGGAUGAUAGCACUUCUUUAGGCUUCUCCUUACUUACUCCCACCCGUAUCUACGUGAAGCCCUUGCUUCAAAUUAUCAAGAAGGGUUUAGUUAAUGGUAUGGCACACAUUACCGGCGGAGGACUUGUGGAAAAUGUACCUAGAAUGCUUCCCAAGAAAUUCAAAGCUGUGAUAGACGCCAAUACUUGGAAGGUCCCAGAAGUAUUCAAAUGGUUACAGCGCACUGGUAAUGUACCUAUUUCUGACAUGGCGAGAACCUUCAACAUGGGUAUUGGUAUGGUUGUCGUCGUCCCUUCUGAACAUGCUGAAGAAGCCAUCCAAGAUCUCUUCAACUCUGGUGAAACAGUAUAUCGUAUCGGAACACUCGCCGAUAAUACAGAUGAAGAGCAAUGCAACUUGCUUAAUUUAGAGAAGUGGAAUGAUCAUUAUUAAUUACGUUCAACUUUGCUUAAACAAUCCUUACACUAUUAAGAAAAAGACUCUUUAAUUAAUUUUUGGUAAUAGAUUUAAUAAAUUUUGCUUACUCAUUAGCUAUUGUCUUCUAA